ACACUGAACUACCAUAUAUAUGUGUGUAUAUAUGAUCCUCUCUAAAGUCUCCUCCAUUCUUCUCGCUAGUCUCCGCGAUUCGUUCCUCAUCAUUUCUUGUCUGAAUCUCUCUCUCUAUAUACUUUCUCUCUCUAUUUCAUAGCCUCUUUUUUCUCUGAUUGAUCCCGGUUCAAAUCCAAGUCUCAAGCUGGUUUGACAUGGCUACAUAUACCCCCAAGAAUAUCCUCAUUACUGGGGCUGCUGGAUUCAUUGCAUCUCAUGUUGCUAACCGGCUCAUCCGGAGUUACCCUGACUACAAGAUUGUUGUGCUGGACAAGCUUGAUUACUGUUCCAAUUUUAAGAACCUCCUUCCCUCUCGAUCGUCUCCCAAUUUUAAGUUUGUCAAGGGAGACAUUGGCAGCGCUGACCUCGUCAAUUUCCUCCUCAUCACUGAAUCUAUUGACACAAUUAUGCACUUUGCAGCCCAGACUCAUGUUGAUAACUCCUUCGGUAAUAGCUUUGAGUUUACCAAGAACAACAUUUAUGGCACCCACGUCCUUCUAGAGGCCUGCAAAGUUACUGGCCAAAUAAGAAGAUUCAUCCAUGUAAGCACAGACGAGGUCUAUGGGGAGACGGAUGAGGAUGCUGUUGUAGGAAACCACGAAGCUUCUCAACUCCUUCCUACAAACCCAUAUUCGGCCACAAAAGCUGGGGCAGAGAUGCUUGUCAUGGCUUACGGUAGGUCAUAUGGUCUACCUGUGAUAACCACUCGCGGAAACAAUGUCUAUGGCCCCAAUCAGUUUCCUGAAAAAUUAAUCCCAAAGUUCAUCCUCUUAGCUAUGAGAGGGAAGCCUCUUCCGAUUCAUGGUGAUGGUUCUAAUGUUCGGAGUUAUCUCUAUUGUGAGGAUGUUGCUGAGGCUUUUGAACUCAUUCUUCAUAAGGGAGAAGUUGGUCAUGUUUACAAUAUUGGGACUAAGAAGGAGAGAAGGGUGAUUGAUGUUGCCAAAGAUAUAUGCAAACUCUUUUCAAUGGACGCAGAAAGAAGCAUUGAGUUUGUGGACAACAGACCAUUCAAUGACCAGAGAUACUUUUUAGAUGAUCAGAAGUUGACAAUCUUAGGAUGGUCAGAACGGACUACGUGGGAAGAGGGUUUGAAAAAGACUAUCGAAUGGUAUACAAACAACCCUGAUUGGUGGGGGGAUGUCUCUGGAGCGUUACUUCCUCAUCCUAAAAUGCUUAUGAUGCCGGGUGGGAUCGAGAGAUAUUUUGAUGGGUCUGAAAAAUGCAAUGAUGGAUCCUUUCAUCUUUCAAGUAAUUCUAAUCAGACUCAUAUGGUUGUUCCAGUUUCCAAAUGCAGCAGCUCUCCUCGGAAACCACCAUUGAAAUUUUUAAUCUAUGGUAGGACCGGAUGGAUUGGUGGUCUGCUUGGGAAAUUAUGUGAAAAACAAGGUAUUCCAUUUGAAUACGGAAAGGGGCGUCUAGAGGAUAGGUCACAGCUCUUGACAGAUAUUCGUACUGUGAAGCCAAGUCAUGUUUUCAAUGCUGCUGGUGUGACUGGCAGACCUAACGUUGAUUGGUGUGAAAGUCACAAAACGGAAACAAUCCGCACCAACGUUGCUGGUACAUUAAACUUAGCAGAUGUUUGCAGAGAGCAUGGACUUCUAAUGAUGAAUUUUGCUACUGGAUGCAUAUUUGAAUAUGACGCUGCUCAUCCAGAAGGUUCUGGCAUUGGGUACAAGGAGGAAGACAAACCCAAUUUCACUGGUUCUUUCUACUCCAAGACCAAGGCCAUGGUUGAGGAGCUCUUGAAAGAAUAUGACAAUGUUUGCACCCUCAGAGUCCGGAUGCCUAUCUCUUCAGACCUCAACAACCCGCGCAAUUUCAUUACCAAGAUUUCUCGUUAUAAUAAAGUGGUUAACAUUCCAAACAGCAUGACCAUCUUGGAUGAACUUCUUCCCAUUUCAAUUGAGAUGGCGAAGCGAAACCUCAAGGGCAUAUGGAACUUCACCAAUCCCGGGGUUGUGAGCCACAAUGAGAUUCUGGAGAUGUACAAGAAGUACAUAGACAGCAAUUUCAAGUGGGCCAACUUCACUCUAGAAGAGCAAGCCAAGGUGAUCGUUGCCCCUCGAAGCAACAAUGAGAUGGAUGCAUCCAAGUUGAAGAAGGAAUUCCCCGAGUUGCUAUCGAUCAAGGAGUCACUGAUCAAGUUUGUGUUUGAACCCAACAAGAAAACUUCUACAAAGUAAGCAUAAGCAUUGCAUAUUAAUGUUUUACAGUACUAGACAUUAGGGCUGACUCUGCAUUUUGCAUUAGACAAUAUGGUUUUGGGCUACCUUAAUAGCGUCAGUCAUAUGAAGCUUAUUCAUUCUUAUUAGCUUCAGCUCAUUGUUGCUGCUGUUCUAGUUGUAGAAUCUAGAUAGUGAGUGAUCAGGAUGGCUGAAGGCAGCGUUUCUUUCUAUUUUUUCAGUUAUACCUUAAUUUUCUUGGCGUUCCUUUUACAAGGAACUUAUGAAUAGGCUCUAUAUGUUUGUUGUCACGGAACCUUGGAGGAGUGUAAUAUUUGGAUUCUACUAUUAUGAAUUUGUUUGUUGUUUUAA
Messenger RNA from Cornus florida, 2576 nucleotides. RefSeq names its product trifunctional UDP-glucose 4,6-dehydratase/UDP-4-keto-6-deoxy-D-glucose 3,5-epimerase/UDP-4-keto-L-rhamnose-reductase RHM1. Lineage: Eukaryota; Viridiplantae; Streptophyta; Magnoliopsida; Cornales; Cornaceae. The coding region runs from base 198 to 2225 and encodes 675 amino acids. The transcript is spliced from 3 exons. Gene Ontology annotation, biological process: flavonol biosynthetic process; UDP-rhamnose biosynthetic process; auxin export across the plasma membrane. The record is from RefSeq and is a predicted model, not a curated record. Gene Ontology annotation, molecular function: UDP-L-rhamnose synthase activity; dTDP-glucose 4,6-dehydratase activity; UDP-glucose 4,6-dehydratase activity.